Vigna radiata var. radiata (mung bean) is the source of this 2579-nucleotide messenger RNA. RefSeq names its product glycosyltransferase family 92 protein RCOM_0530710. Lineage: Eukaryota; Viridiplantae; Streptophyta; Magnoliopsida; Fabales; Fabaceae. The record is from RefSeq and is a predicted model, not a curated record.
AUUUGAAAAAGGUCAAAACGACAUGUCGCGCAUUCUGUGCGCAAGAAGUUCGCAACAACGUGAAGAACAAGGAUUAAGUUUACUAUUACCCUUGUGGUUGGCCAUUUUGACCUCCACAUGCCAUGCCUUCAACUGCAUCGUCCCCUACAACACAAACAUCUUUCGACCAUAACAUCAUCUCUGUCUCUUCCAUUUCUGUCUUUCUCCCCAGAACACAACAUGUACACCCUCUAUCACUUUCUUCCCACCAUCUUUCUUUCAUCCCUAGUUUUCAGUUUCAGACGCAAAUGUAUAUUUCCCUCUGUAUAGUUCCUAUAUAUACAAAAGGGACCUCGACUAUUUAUAACAAACACUCAAAAGCUUGUCACCUCAUAGGAUAACAUGAUUCUUAAUAAAGAAAAUGAAAAAGCUUUCUCUUUUCCAAUACCAUUCUCCCACCUCAAAUUGCUCUUCCUUUUUCCACCGCAACUUUUGCUCCCGUCCCAUUUCGACCACAAUAUUAACAAUCCAACUUUCACCAACAACUUGUCGUCGUCGUCGUCCUUGUUAUCUUUCCUUGGGGAAAUCAUGCGGCGGAGACCCCGCACCACCUUCAUUGUCUCCAUACUCUCCAUUAUCACCUUCGCUUCGUUCUCUCUUUAUUUCUCUCGCAAUGCCAUUUCCACUUGGCAACCUUACUCCGACAUCCCAAAAGCAAAUUUAAAAGCCUUCAAAAAUGCAUUCCUUCUUAACACCACCGCCAACAGCAACAACAAGAAUGUCGUCGAGAGUAACAACGUUAGCCAACUCACCCGCCAAACACGUCGUGUAUCCUCUGUCAAGGACUCCUUAUCCACCGUCUCCGUUCUCAUCCCCGAUUGGGAGAUUCUCGUCAUCGUUGUCGUAAGCACGCCUUUCUCCUCCUCCCACCAAUAUCAUUGCCUCUUCCCCAACAAGGCCAGGUCUUUGGCCAGAUUCUCCGGCGUCUUACCUUACACCAAUCGCCCCACCUUCAAGUGCGACAUGCCGGAAUCCGUCCGGCGACAUCGCAUGUUCUCCCAGCCGACGCUUGUGACGGGAACAUCAGAGACGGAGUUGCUGAAACCAAUGCCUCAACUCAUGAAGUGGAACUUUCUCGUGUUCGAGUCUUUCUCCACGGAAAAUGAUGUUGUUGUUUUCGCCAAAGGGGUUAACCAUCGCAAUGGAUACGACAGGUCUCCGGGGGAACUCCGCUGCGUUUUUGACUUUGGAAAUGGAGUUCGUACCGCCGUCACGAGCUCCGUCCAAGAAGUGUUUCGUUGCCCCCACCCAGACUUUGAGCCGAUUUUAGAUUCUUAUUAUGGGUUGCCCCAGAGAAUCGGAAUCUCCCUUGAGAUCGUUGCGGAAAAUACCGUUGUCCCUUCGGUGGCGUAUUACAUUCCUAGCUCUAAGCCCAAGCUCGACGCCUGCACAAGGAGACUCGGUGAGGCACAACCCAAAUAUGUCUUAUGUGCCUGCACCAUGGUUCACAACGUGGCAAAAUUCUUACGAGAAUGGGUUAUGUAUCAUUCGAAAGUUGGUGUGGAUAAUUUCAUCUUAUACGACAAUGGAAGCGAUGAUGAUUUGUACAGUUUGAUCAGGGAGCUCCGACAAGAAGGGUACAACAUUAGCACUGUGUUUUGGAUCUGGCCAAAGACUCAAGAAGCCGGGUUUUCCCACAGUGUCGUGUACUCCAAAUCAAAGGCACUGUGUAAAUGGAUUAUGUACGUGGAUGUUGACGAGUUCGUGUUUUCUCCCUCUUGGGGACAUGAAAGCAACCCUUCGUUAAAAUCAUUGCUACCACACAAACAGCCAUUAGAAGAAGGAACAAGGAACAAGGUGGGACAAGUGUCGAUGAAAUGUUUGGAAUUUGGGCCUUCGGGUCAACGAAGACACCCAGAGGAAGGUGUGACGCAGGGGUACACGUGUCGGAUGAGGGCGGAGCAGAGGCACAAAUCAAUGGUGAUGGUGGAUGCGGUGGACCCCAGUUUGAGGAACGUGAUACACCAUUUUUAUGUGAACGAAAAGGAAGGGUUCGUGUCGAAGCAGGUUAGCUUGGAAGAGGGUUUGGUGAAUCACUACAAGUAUCAAGCAUGGGAUGAGUUCAAGAACAAGUUCCGAAGGAGGGUUUCUGCUUAUGUUGUCGAUUGGAAACAAGAGUUGAACCCAACCUCAAAGGAUAGAACUCCUGGGUUGGGAUUCAAACCCAUAGAACCCGAAGAUUGGACACAAAGAUUCUGUGAAGUUACAGACCUGAGGUUGAAGUUCUUGACCCGAAAAUGGUUCCGGUUGCUCACGCCCAACGGCUACAGAAUGGCAUGGCAAAACCGAUGAUGAUUCCUGUUUCGACACAAACACCAUAGCUUUUAUGGUACAGUGAUAAAUUUAUUCAGAAUCAUCGCCUCCUUUUGUUUACAUGUCACAUUCAGAAAAAAACUAGAAAGGUUUGAGGUAUAUAUAUUUCGUGUGGCAUUGUUGUUCCACUUUUCAUUUUCUAUUCCUCAAUUUUUUUAUACGAGGAAUGGAAUUUUCGGAGGAACUGUCGUUGUUCCAUUUUCUUUCACUUUCUUCAAUUUUGACAU